GGUGAAUCAAAUUGAGUCACAGAUCCAUCCCAAACGAUUCGCUGGUGAUGUUUCUGAUUCAUCAAAUGGAGCUCUUGCAAGUUCGCCCCGAACAUCCUGGGGCGAAGCUGUUGCACUGCUUAAUAUUCACCUUGUCGGUCGCUCUCUCCAAAUAAAGAAAGUGAAUCCAAGUCUCAUGUUACUUUCUUCAUCAAAUAUCGUCAGGCUGGAGAUACCGAGUUGCACAACCACGCCUAGUCUUUCUCUCGACUGUGGGGUCUCCUUCAGAUUUCGAAAUUAUCUGAUCACAACUUGCGUUCUUCGACGGCAAAUUCGAUUUCAAUACCUGCUUUUCUCUUGCAAAGUUCUGGUCACGAGUUUUUAAUCGAUUUCCUCACUCUAUUACAUACCGAAACCACAGACUCAGUGCCGAAGAACAUACCAGCCAGCCCCUUCUCUCGAACACGAUGAGCGCUCACACUAUCACCCAUGAGACGUCCAUUGAUACGAAACCCAUCACACCACAAGAUGUCGAGGUCUAUGAGAGCGCUUCAUCCUACUUGAAUCAUGACUACAAUAUUCUCAUCGUCGAGUUCGACAAAGACAGAGAACCCGCCAUCAAAUCGAAAUUUGUUGCCAUGAACCUGCACACCAUGGAGCGGCUUUUCGAUUUUGAAGACAAAAUUAAGCUACUGAAGAACUUCGUGAUAAAAAAGGAGGCCCAUAUUGCGAAAGGAAAGAAAAUGAAAGCGUCACAUUUCGAUAAGGAGCGCGAUUGCCUCGAGGUAUUGGCAGAUGACUUCGAAACUUUGAGAAUGGACAUGAUGGCAUUGAGAGUACUUCUUGAAGGCUCUGAAGGAUAUACGUAUAAGAAGACUUCUGCAGGAUUUAGGAUCAUCCGUACCACCCCGACUAGAGGGAAGCUUUCUGUAACAGAGCCGGAGGACGAAGCCAAAACUGUGUCCAGAACAUCUACAAAGAACAAAAGCACCAGGUCGCAGACUAGGCGCAGCCUUCCUUCAUCUCCUUCAACCGCUUCAUCAGACAUCUUACAGCACUCUGAAGCAUCAAGCACCGAGCCGUCUUUCAGAAUCUACGAGGAGAAGAAGCGGAAGCGAUCUUUGACUGAGCAUGACCAGGCUAUGGAUUUCCAGAGACAGGAACCCGACUUUGUCGACCCAGCUCCCAACCAUGCCGCACAAGCUGAGAAGAAGCAUGUCACCAGACGAGCUUCAAAAAGAAAAAUUCAGAAGUAUCCUGCUGUUGCUGUAAAGGCAUCAAUUUCAUCUUCUACUACUUCUAGGUCUAGUAAACCUCGCCGAGAGGUCAAAAUGCCAGUUGUUGAAAUUGAUGGGGUUAUCUCAGAGCAGCUGCUACUCGACGAGAGCGUGGUUGCUGCAAUCGUAAAGCGGUUCUCAUCUCAUUCUACCACUUCAGCACCACAAGAUCAAGAAGUGAAGAGUCUUAAACUUAAGAUUAAAGAGCAGCAGGCCAGGAUCAAAGAGAUAAGUCGGUACACGGAGGUUCUGUUGAAGGAAAGGGAUGAGUUGAGAAAGGAUAGACAUGAUGCUUGGGAGGCGUUGAGGGAUGGGCGAACGGCUUUGAGGAAUAUGACUGAUAGAAAGAAUGAGUAUAAGAGGAUUUUGAGAGGAACGAAGAGAAAGAGAAGCGCGAGAGUUGUGGACGAUACGUCUGAUGACAGUGGCAGCGACAGCGAGGAGGAGAUCCCGGCGGUGAUGAAGAAGAGGUAUGAGAUUCCAUAAUGCUGAGUGCAGGCAAGAUAAAUGCUUGAUAAGCAUCUGCGAGAUCCAGUGCAAAGCCUUUGUGAUGGAAAAUACUGCAUCUAUUGACCAUGUGCACUCGGUUUGCAUGGAUAGUGAUUGGAAGCGGCUUUUGGACUAACGAAUAACCAACAAAGGCAGCAUCAUAUGCUACAAGGCUUCAGUUUGCGACUGCAAAUUAACCC
Cadophora gregata is the source of this 1945-nucleotide messenger RNA. RefSeq lists its product as uncharacterized. The record is from RefSeq and is a predicted model, not a curated record. The coding region runs from base 447 to 1742 and encodes 431 amino acids. Lineage: Eukaryota; Fungi; Ascomycota; Leotiomycetes; Helotiales; Ploettnerulaceae. The transcript has a single exon.